Eruca vesicaria subsp. sativa (arugula) is the source of this 2069-nucleotide messenger RNA. The record is from the annotation of a GenBank genome assembly. NCBI's taxonomy places the organism in Eukaryota, Viridiplantae, Streptophyta, Magnoliopsida, Brassicales, Brassicaceae.
GGAGAAAAACACUGUAAAAUAAAAAGUUUUUGGUUCCGUCCUUGGGUUCAGUGGUUAUGGUUUGUUUGUUUUGUGUACAUAGUUUUUUUCGAUGUUUUUGUCCGUAUAAAUAACUGACGGUUUCAUAAUUUUCUGGGAAAAAAAUGAAUGAACAUCGCUCAUGAUUCAUGUUAGUAAGCAAUGUACAGUGGAGCUGUAAGAAAGGUAUCACGCCAAGAUAUCAAAGUGGUAAAAGUUUCUAUGGAAGUAGAGGAUAACAACAACCUGUAUAAAGAAUGUGUAUACGCUGGAGGAGGCCCAAGUCAAUAUAUCAGUUGGUUAAGUGGUGAUAAGAGACCACUUCAUGAUGUGCUUGGAUUCAGAAAGGAGAUCAAUGGUAUGACCAUGGACAUUGCGCUUCAAUGGUAUGUAGAUGGAUAUUCAGAGAAAAUAUUGGGAUUUGCCAAUGGCAUCCACACCCUUGAUGGGGGAACACACAUAGAUGGUGUGAAAGCUUCAAUUACAAGGACUAUUAACAGCCUUGCUAAAAAGUUGAACCUUGUCAAGGACGAGGAUAUAACCUUAAGUGGGGAGCAUGUUAGGGAAGGCUUGACUUGCAUUGUUUCAGUAGUUGUUCCAAAGCCUGAGUUUGAAGGUCAAAAACAGAGGAGAUUAGGAAAUCCAUAUAUCAGGGAAAUUGUUGACAAAUCAGUCCAAGAGUACCUAACGGAGUAUUUUGAAUUGCAUCCAGAUGUACUUGAGAGCAUUUUCUCCAAAUCCUUUACCGCUUACAAGAAUACUUUGGCUAUGAAGAGGGCAAGGGAAGUGAUUAGAUCAGAGAGUGUUUCAACGUCCCGCACCAUUCCUGAGAAACUGACCAACAGCUCUUCUGGAAAUUUUGAAAUUGUUAUAGCCAUAGGAGAAUCUUCUGGUAGCGCUGCAAAACAUGGUGAUGACAGGCGUUUCCAGAGCAAAAGGACACGGGAACAGCCUCGGAGCAAUGGAAGAUCGCCAGAGAAUCCUAGUGAUUCAUGCAUUGACAAGAAACGCCAAAAAGUUGUUCCAUCCUCACAUCCUUCAAGGCGUGAUGGUGUAGUCUCUACUGCUCCUGGAAAACCCCUAGAGAAUGUAAGUGUCAAGACCCUUAAAGGUGUAUCCCCUGUCUCAAACCGACCAAACCGUAAGAAUGUUAGUGUCAAGACCCUUAAAGGUGUGUCCCCUGGCUCAAACAAAACCAAACCAGUUAUCCCAAUUGGUCCUAGUUUCCAGGCUGAAAUUCCGGUUUGGAUUGCACCUACCAAGAAGGGUAAAUUCUAUGGUAGUCCUGGAGAUUCCGACACUCUGAGGUGGCUUGGAACUGGUGUUUGGCCAACAUAUAGCCUAAAGAAGAAAGUUUACCACAAAAAGAUCGGCGAAGGAAGACCAGACUCUUGUUCUUGUGCUACUCCAGGAACAACCAAUUGCAUAAAGCUACACAUUAAAGAAGCAAGGGAGCUUCUAGAAAAAGAAAUUGGAAGUGCUUUCUAUACAUGGAAGUUUGAUGAAAUGGGUGAAGUGGGAUCAAAGUCAUGGACGGCCAAAGAAGAGCAAAAGUUUGAAGCUCUUGUGAAAAAAAAUCCUUUGUCACGCUGUGAUGGAUUUUGGAAGUUUGCUUCUAAGUCUUUCCCAAGGAGAAGUGAGAAGGAUCUCAUUAGUUACUACUAUAAUGUUUACCUCAACCACCGUAAUAGCGAUGAUGACCACAAUGGUGACUUCUUAGCAGGGUGAAGAUGAAGGCUUUGUCAUGACAUUUUCUUAAGGGAGAUCAGAGGUAACUCAAAAUUCUAAGUCCUUGAUACUUAGUGAUUCAAGAACAUAUUCCUUUUCCCCCUUAAGAUUUUCUAUCAUAGGAUUCCAAAUCCACCAAUCUAAAUUUGUUUUUCCCCCCUCAAAUUCUAUAUAGAUAGUUGUUUUCUUCUUCAUGAACAUUUGCUUGAAUAUUUGAAAUUUGGAACCUUUAUAUAUUCUUAGAUCCUUUUGAGGAUAGUGGGCCUAGACUAGACAAGGCUAGGAUUGUCUUUUUCCCUCUUCUUUGUGCAUCAAAGAUUCUC